AUGCUGUUAACGGUAGAGGGUCCGGGAGCGGGCGCAGCUGAAGUGACUGGAGCUGAGCUUGCUGCCACGGAAGAAGAAGAGGGGGAAACGGAAGAGGAAACACGGGAUGAGGUAGACACAGGCGAGGAGGCAGCUACGGAAGAGGAAGCAGCCACGGAUGAGGAAGCAGCCGCAGAUGAGGAAGCAGGUGCCACCGAGGAUACGGCUGCAGACGAAGAAGCGACAGCAGACGAAGAGGCAGGUGUCAUCGAGGAUGCGGCCGCAGAGGAAGAGGCAGGUGCCGCCGAAGAAGCAUUAGUUGCCGACUUAGUUGAGAUGCUGCGGACCAGUCUUCCACCAAUAAUGUUGCUGUUCGAACCGGCAGCGUUGGCUGCGCUCUUCAGGUAG
This is a messenger RNA of Alternaria metachromatica, 387 nucleotides long. RefSeq lists its product as uncharacterized. Bases 1 to 387 code for a protein of 128 amino acids. The transcript is spliced from 2 exons. The record is from RefSeq and is a predicted model, not a curated record. NCBI's taxonomy places the organism in Eukaryota, Fungi, Ascomycota, Dothideomycetes, Pleosporales, Pleosporaceae.